Molecule: messenger RNA, 1552 nt
Organism: Medioppia subpectinata
Lineage: Eukaryota; Metazoa; Arthropoda; Arachnida; Sarcoptiformes; Oppiidae
Source: the annotation of a GenBank genome assembly
AAGAAAUUAAUUAACUAAUAAAUAAUGCUAGAUUUAAAAACUAGUUUUAUUGUAAUAGUUGUGCAAAUCUUAUGCUUUGAAUAUUGUUUGUCGCGAUUUAUAGUCAGACCGCCUAUAAGUCCCUUAGCAUCAAAUGGGACACCAAUUCCGGCCAACUUUUCUGUUAAAUAUUAUACACAACUAAUCGAUCACUUUAAUUAUAUUAAUACCAAUCAAUUCAAACAACGGUAUAUUAUAUCGACCGACCACUGGUGCGAUGGGUGUCCCAUAUUUUACUACACCGGCAAUGAGGGCGAUAUAUUCAUGUUUGCCAACAACACAGGAUUUAUGUGGGAAAAUGCCAAACAAUUUCGGGCAAUGAAUUUGUUUCUGGAGCACAGGUAUUACGGAGAGUCUGUGCCCUUUGGCAAAGUUGAUAAAAAUUUAACCAAAAUAGGUUAUUUAUCAAUGGAUCAGGCUUUGGCCGAUUUCGCAGACUUUAUACAGUAUAUAAAGGCUACAAUUCCGGGUGCCGUGAAUAGUCCGGUUGUGGUUUUUGGUGGCAGUUAUGGCGGCAUGCUGGCCUCGGCCUUUAGACUCAAGUAUCCGGGGCUCAGUGUGGGUGCCAUAGCCGCCAGUGCACCCAUACUAGCGGUGCAGGGUCUAACUAAGAGCUGUUCCGGUUUCCCAUUGGUUGAAACCAAAGACUAUACAGAAUAUUCUGCAAACUGUUCGCAAACAAUCAAGAAUUCAUGGACAGCCAUCGAGCGCAUUACCGGCACAGCUGACGGACGCAAGUGGUUGACCAACGAGUUUAAGUUAUGCAAAGAGUUGGCCGCCGGUGAGGGGUAUCGGGUGUCCCAAUGGCUAGACACCGCGUGGGCUAAUACAGCGAUGGUUGACUAUUCAAACGCCGCCACCUUUUUGUCCGAUUUACCCGCGUAUCCAAUGCGCGAAAUGUGCAAACAAAUGACAAAUCCGGGCGCCGACGACCGGGGGCUACUCAGCCAGGUGCAUAAGGCGGCCAACAUUUACUAUAACUAUACCGGGCAUUCAAAAUGCUGCGAUUUAGUGGCUUCCACCGGACUCGUCGACAUGACUGUCUGGGGCUUUCAGUCGUGCACUGAUAUAGUGCUGCCCUUCUGUGCCAACGGGAAGACUAUGUUUGAACCGUUUGACUUUGACUUUAAGGCAUUUUCUGACCAAUGCUUCGGCGAGUAUGGCGUCCGUCCGGACCCGCGGAAAGCUGUGAUGCUUUGGGAGAACCGAUCCCUUCGGAGCGCAACAAACUUGAUAUUCAGCAACGGUUUGCGCGACCCGUGGAGUAGUGGCGGAGUAUUGAACUCAUUGUCCGAUUCGGUGAUAGCGUUGACUAUCAGUCACGGCUGUCAUCACGAAGAUCUCCGGCCUGCAGGCGUUAACGACACUCAAGAGCUCAUUAAUGUCCGCAAUCAAGAGAAACAGUAUAUGAAACAAUGGAUUGAAGAGCAUUACAUCAAAUUGAAUUACUUUCCUAAUGAAUGGCUUAAUUAAUUAGUCUUAAUUAUAAUUAUAAAUAAACUGUUGUGCAAAU